AUGAACAGUCAAUUCAAGAUUCAAGAAUAUCUCAAUGCAAAUCCAGUGAAAGUGCAGGCAAGUGUUCAUGGGAGAUCAGUAAGAAGCGCGGGUAGCUCGUCCGUAUCUUCAAAACGACUUGAAGUCGAGGAAAAAAGGAUUGAGCUUGAGGCAAAACGACAAGCAAUGAAACGUAAGCGAGAACUUGAAAUGGCAAAAACGGCAUUACAGUUAGAUGAAGAUGAACUUCAAAUGCAAACUGAAAUAGCUGUAGCUGAUGCAAAAGCUAUUAUAUACGACAAUUUUGAAAAGGGUGAAAUUGACCAUGUUGAAACUCCAAAAGUAAAACUUGAAAAUGUUGAAUUGAAAUCAAAACCUUUGCAAAGUACAGUACAGCCAGCUAUCGAAACAGCAAUUUUAGAUCCGAUGGCAAAAGUAUUUCAACCAGUUGAAAAGAAAUCAGAUAUUUUGAAGGAAACAAGUAAGUUAGAUUUCGUGAAUCUACCGUCCGUCAACAUGAUCAAAAACAAUAUUAAACUUCCGAAAGAGAAUGUUCAUGAAUCAUACGGACCAACUCAAAGUGACGAUAUAACAUCUGCGCCAAUUCAAAAUUCGGCUAUAAAUACUAACAGUAGUGUAGAAACAGCCUUUCAAAGUAUGGUGCAGCAUUUGAGAAAACCGACACCGGAAAUAAGGAAAUUUAGCGGAAAUCCAUUGGAAUAUAGGAAGUUUUUAAGACAAUUUGAAUCAAAGGUUGUUUUGAACUGUGAACAAGAUGAUGAGAAGAUGAAUUACCUCGAGCAGCUGACAUUUGGAGAAGCACAUAAGGUAGUAUCUAGUUACAGUCACCUGCCAGGCGAUAGAGCAUAUAAGGCAUCAAUGCAUCAUCUUGAAGAGCGAUAUGGUGAUACAGACGUGAUGGCCUCAGCCUUUAUUAAAAAGGCUUUGGAUUGGCCUAAUAUUAAAUCAGGAGAUAUUCAAUCCUUGGACGAAUUUGCAUUGUUUUUGGUUAAAUGUCAGUAUGGCACGGAGAGUAUGGAAGCCGGAAGUGUUUUAGAGUAUUCUGAAAAUAUCAAACGUCUGAUGUCAAAAUUGCCCUUCCAUAUGCAUGAUCGCUGGAGAAAUGUUGUUUUUCGUGUAAAGGAUUCACAUAGAACAGUUAAGUUUAAUGACUUUGUGAACUUUGUAAAAGCAGAAGCCAAGAAAGCUACAGAUCCGACAUAUGGCAACAUUGCCAUGAAUUAUUCAAAUUCUAGAAAUACGAAUCAACAGCGACAACAUGGACAAAAGGUUUCAAAUGUAUGUGAUGUGGCAAAAAAGGCACCUAGUACUGAGAUGCGCUGUUCCUAUUGUGAAGGUACACAUGCUUUAGACAAAUGUAAACGACUUACAGCUCGUCCGCGUGAAGACCGAAUUGCUUACUUGAAAUCUAAGGGAUAUUGUUUUGGUUGUCUUAAGAAAGGCCAUAUGAGUAAUAAAUGCAAUAGGAGACUCAAAUGCUCAAUAUGUGCGCGACUUCAUCCAACUAUACUUCAUAUUGACAAUCAAAUUAACAAACAAUCAUCGUCACAGCAAGAGCCAUCUGUUAAAAAGGAUGAUCCUCAAAUACCCACAAAUCAUGAAGGCACACAGCCAGUUGUAGUUAGCUCCAUUAGUAGUGAUAAAGGGGCUGGUGAUGUGAAUUGUGCUAUGGCAAUUAUCCCUGUGCGAGUUAAAUUGAACAAUAGAUCCCAGAGUGUCGAGACUUAUGCUUUCUUCGACUCAGGCAGUAGCAUAACAUUUUGUAGCCAGAAGUUAAUGCAACAACUUGGAGCUAAUGGAAAGAAAACUCAGAUAACUAUAAGUACAAUGGGAAACACACAAACUAUUAAUACAUGUGCAAUUAAUGGCCUUCAAGUGUCUAGUCUGUCAAUGGAACACAUGGUGGAUUUGCCUAAAGUAUAUACUAAGGAAAACCUGCCCGUAUCAAAGGAGCAUAUUCCUACUCAAAGAGAAAUCAAGAAAUGGACUCAUUUGGAAUCAGUGGAUAUCCCAGAGAUUGAUGCGGACAUAGGAAUUAUGAUAGGUAACAACGUACCGGAUGCUUAUACACCGUUUAACGUAUGCACGGGACCGAGCGGCUCCCCACAUGCCACAAACACGAGACUUGGAUGGAUAUUAUGGAACGUUAUAAGAGACAGUUCAAGCUUUGAAGUGAAUAGAGUUCAUAUGCAAAAUGAAGGAUGUGAUGAAACACAGUUGAACUUAUUAAUGCAGAGCAUUAACUUAGACUUUCCAGAACGAAUGAACGAAGACAAAAGAGAGAAUUCUAUUGAUGAUAAAACAUUCAUGCAGCAAGUUGAGAGCUCUAUACAUUUAGAAAAUCAGCACUACUGCAUAGCACUUCCGUUUCGAGACCAGCAUGUUGUUUUUCCGAAUAAUUCAGUACAAGGCAUAAAAAGGCUAAAUGGACUCCGACACAAGUUUGCCAAGAACGAUAACUUCAAACAACAGUACUGUGAUUUCAUGUCAAAGAUAAUUGAGAAAGGCUAUGCAGAACCUGUACCUACUGAAGAUGUAGAUAGAAAUGAUGGCAAAGUUUGGUACCUACCGGACCAUGGAGUUUACCAUGCGAAAAAACAGGACAAAAUACGAGUUGUUUUCGUUUGUUCUGUAAAAUACAUGGGCAUUUCUUUGAAUAGUCAGCUAUUACAGGGUCCAAACCUUGCUAACAAUCUUUUAGGCGUACUUAUCAGAUUCCGACAGGAUAAAAUAGCAGUCUUAGGUGACAUCGAAUCAAUGUUUUACCAGGUGAAGGUUCCAGUUGAGGACAGAGACUUUUUACGUUUCUACUGGUGGGAAAACGGAAAUGUUGAUACUGAACCUAAAGAAUACAGGAUGACAGUACAUUUGUUUGGGGCUACUUCUUCACCGAGUUGUAGUAAUUACGCUCUACAAAAUACGGCAAAAGAAAACAAGGAUAGAUUUGAUUCUUCAGUGAUUGAUACACUGACAAAGAACAUGUAUGUAGAUGAUUGUUUGAGUUCUACCGAUACAGAAGAAAGUGCUAUAUCGCUUAUUAAGAAUGUAACUGAAUUGUGCAAAGAAGGCGGAUUCAAUAUGACUAAAUGGACAAGUAACAGUCAAAAUGUUGUGCAAUCCAUACAUGAAAAGGAUUGCGCAAGAAAUAUAGAGGAAUGGAAUUGUGGAGAUGAUAGUCUCACCGACCGUGCACUUGGAGUGUAUUGGUAUAUAAAAGAUGACAAACUUGGAUUUCACAUAAACAUUAAAGAAAAACCGUCAACAAGACGCGGAAUUCUCAGCAUAGUCAGCUCAAUCUAUGACCCUAUUGGUAUCGUUUCUCCGUUUGUAUUGACAGCCAAAUCUAUACUACAAGGAUUGUGUAAGAAAGAAAUUGGAUGGGAUGAAGAAAUUCCCAACAGCGAACUUUCGUCAUGGAACAAAUGGCUCAGUCAGCUUAAGGGAUUGGAAAACAUUAAAAUAGAUAGAUGA
This is a messenger RNA of Mytilus trossulus (common blue mussel), 3471 nucleotides long. RefSeq lists its product as uncharacterized. NCBI's taxonomy places the organism in Eukaryota, Metazoa, Mollusca, Bivalvia, Mytilida, Mytilidae. The record is from RefSeq and is a predicted model, not a curated record. The transcript has a single exon. The coding region runs from base 1 to 3471 and encodes 1156 amino acids.